AUGGCCGGCGCUGGGGAGCUGGAGCAGUGGCUCAAUAAAGCCACUGACCCCAGUAGCCCCGAGGAAAACUGGGAAUGCAUCCAGCGGUUCUGUGACCAGGUGAAUGCCGACAUGGAAGGCCCGUCGCUUGCACCGAGGCUGCUGGCACAUAAAAUACAGUCACCUCAGGAGGCAGAAGCUCUCCACGCUCUCACAGUGCUAGAGACCUGUGUGAAUAACUGCGGUGAGAAAUUUCACAAUGAAAUAGCAAAAUUCAGGUUUCUGAAUGAGCUGAUUAAAGUGCUUUCCCCAAAGUACUAUGGAACCUGGUCUUCAGAAAAAGUCAAGUCAAGAGUCACAGAAGUGAUAUUCAGUUGGACAGUCUGGUUUCCUCAGGAAGUUAAAAUCCGGGAUGCUUAUCAGAUGCUGAAGAAACAAGGGAUUGUCAAAGAAGACCCCAAAGUGCCAGAAGACAAAAUUUUACCUCCCCCUUCUCCGAGACCUCAGAAUUCUAUUUUUGACACAGAUGAAGAGAAAUCAAAGCUCUUAGCGCGGCUUCUGAAGAGCAACCACACCGAAGACCUGCAGGCUGCCAACCGUCUGAUCAAGAGCAUGAUUAAAGAGGAACAAGAAAAGUCAGCUAGGGUGUCCAGAAGAGUGAGUACCAUCAGUGAGGUUUCCGAGAAUGUUAAGCGUAUGGAUGAAUUACUGGAAAACUACAAGAGACAAGAAUUAUCCAAAUCUGACCAGGAGACCCUACAGACGCUGUUUCAGCGCUGUGAGAAGCUCAGGCCGCUGCUGUUUCGCCUUGCCAGUGAGACAGUUGAUGACGAUGAGGCUCUAGCUGAGAUACUGCAAGCCAAUGACAAGCUCACACAGGUGCUCGGACAGUACAGGCAGGUUGUAGCCAGCCAUGAAAAUGGUGGUGGAGGAGGUUCAGCCACCAGCUCUGCUGAUGCACCAGCAGGCCGGACAGCCCCAAGACGCAUGAAGAGCUACACGCUGAUUGACUUCUCUGAACUGGAGGCAACAUCCCAGUCUCCUACAGACCAAUUUGCAAACAUCACCACCGCCUCCCGGCACGGCAGCACAACCUCUACAUGUCUGCUCGAGGAGUUACAGUCGUUAGGUCUCAGCAACUCUCCUGUUGAACAGAAACCACCGCCCGAUUUUGGCUUACCAGAGACUGCUGCACACAAUGGAUAUAGUGAAAUCAUAACUGCUGUUCAAACACUGGGACUGCAGGAGAGGUGGGAAGAUGGCUGUUCAGAGAAGAAUGAAUUUCAGGGCCUGGUUGAUCAGCUCUCUCCACCAUCCAGGACCAAGACAUCAUCCUUGGAUUUAUCACCAGUGAAAUUGCCCUUUGCAGAUCUUCCAAAUAGCUCAAUGGCAGAUACUUCAUUCUCCAGCCUAGGCUACGAGCUGAAGCCUGCUGCCUCUUUGCAUCCAGCUUCCCUUGAUGCUUCUCUAGAAAACCUUUUUGUUCCUUUAAUUUCAAUUAUACCGAGCAGUAUCUGUCCACUCACUGUGUAUGACAGGAAUGGUUUCAAGGCUAUGCUCCACUUCUCCAGAGACCCGGCUCCUGGCCGACCAGAUGUGCUGGUGAUGGUUCUUUCCAUGCUGAGCACAUCAGCUCAAGCAAUUAAGGACAUAGCGUUUCAGGCUGCAGUCCCAAAGACCAUGAAAAUAAAGUUACAGCCAGCAUCUGGUUCAGAGCUGCCUGCCUUCAGCCCCCUUCUUCCCCCCACGGUGGUAUCCCAGGUCCUGCUGCUUGCCAACCCACACCGGGAUCCCAUCCGACUGAGGUACAAACUCAUGUUCACACAAGGUGUGCAGCCCUUCAGUGAGGUGGGAGAGGUGACUGGCUUCCCAGAAGCAGAGCUCUGGGGCAGGAGCUGA
Messenger RNA from Antrostomus carolinensis (chuck-will's-widow), 1878 nucleotides. RefSeq names its product golgi associated, gamma adaptin ear containing, ARF binding protein 2 (gene GGA2). The transcript is spliced from 17 exons. Gene Ontology annotation, cellular component: trans-Golgi network. Gene Ontology annotation, molecular function: ubiquitin binding; phosphatidylinositol binding; small GTPase binding. Bases 1 to 1878 code for a protein of 625 amino acids. Gene Ontology annotation, biological process: protein localization to cell surface; intracellular protein transport; Golgi to plasma membrane transport. Lineage: Eukaryota; Metazoa; Chordata; Aves; Caprimulgiformes; Caprimulgidae. The record is from RefSeq and is a predicted model, not a curated record.